Messenger RNA from Acanthisitta chloris (rifleman), 1492 nucleotides. RefSeq names its product recombination signal binding protein for immunoglobulin kappa J region-like (gene RBPJL). Bases 115 to 1263 code for a protein of 382 amino acids. Lineage: Eukaryota; Metazoa; Chordata; Aves; Passeriformes; Acanthisittidae. The transcript is spliced from 10 exons. The record is from RefSeq and is a predicted model, not a curated record. Gene Ontology annotation, cellular component: nucleus. Gene Ontology annotation, molecular function: RNA polymerase II cis-regulatory region sequence-specific DNA binding; DNA-binding transcription activator activity, RNA polymerase II-specific. Gene Ontology annotation, biological process: regulation of transcription by RNA polymerase II.
GGAUGGAGUGCGGAGGUACCUGCAGCUGCCAGCAGACCAGACAGUGCUGAUAUUGCAUGCCAAAGUUGCACAGAAGUCGUACGGCAACGAAAAAAGGUUUUUCUGCCCUCCCCCAUGUGUUUACCUGAGUGGGCCAGGAUGGAAGCUAAAGCAGGAGCAGAUAAAAGCCUGAUGGAGACUCAGAAGCUCAGCUUUGAGGAGCAACCAGAUGCAAAGGGGUUCAGCUGUGCCAAGGCGCUGUACAUCUCGGACACAGACAAGCGCAAGCAUUUCCGUCUCGUCCUGAAGCUCUUCUUCAGCAAUGGGCAGGAGAUUGGCACCUUCCACAGCAAACUCAUCAAGGUCAUCUCCAAGCCCUCACAGAAGAAGCAGUCGCUGAAGAACACAGACCUCUGCAUCUCCUCGGGCUCCAAAGUGUCCCUCUUCAACCGCCUGCGCUCCCAGACUGUCAGCACUCGGUACCUGUCAGUGGAGGGAGGAGCCUUCAUCGCCAGUGCCAGGCAGUGGGCAGCCUUCACCCUCCACCUGGCCGAUGAGCACUGCACCCGGAGCGAGUUCCCCCUGCGGGAAGGAUAUAUCCGCUACGGCUCCGUGGUCCAGCUGGUCUGCACGGCCACCGGUGUCACCCUGCCACCCCUGAUCAUCCGGAAGGUGAUGAAGCAGUAUGCCAUGCUGGAUGUGGAUGAGCCCAUCUCACAGCUCCACAAAUGUGCCUUCCAGUUCCAAGGCAGUGACCGCAUGUACCUGUGUCUCUCCACGGACAAAGUGAUCCAGUUCCAGGCAUCUCCCUGCCCGAAGGAAGCCAACCGGGAGCUGCUGAAUGACGGCUCAUGCUGGACCAUCAUCAGCACCGAGACAGUGGAGUACACCUUCAGUGAGAGCCUGACCUGUGUCCGUGAACCUGUCAGCCCUGUGCCACUCAUUGCUGCUCUGCAGAUCACGGGCGGUGGGGACGUGGCCAUGCUGGAGGUGCAGGGGGAGUAUUUCCACGCACAUCUCAAGGUUUGGUUCGGAGAUGUGGAAGCAGAGACAAUGUACAGUGACUGGAGGUGGCUGCGAUAUCCCAUCACGGUUCCACUCCUGUUGAUCAGGGAUGAUGGUCUUAUCUACUCCAGCUCGUUCACAUUCACCUACACCCCAGAACAGAGCUUCAUCCCAGGGCAGCAGGUCCUCUCAGAUAUCCCCCAGGACUCAGACAGAUUACUUGACAGCAUCCAUCAAGAGUUCACCAGGACCAACUUCCACCUCUUCAUGCAGAGCUAGCAAGCUGGGUGGGCAGAGCUUGGCCUCGCUGCUGGCCCAGGGUAGGGGAGCAGCCCUGAGCCCUGUCAGGGUGGCACAUUAAGGGUUCAGGGUGGCCCUGCCAAAGGGUCCCCCCCAUUCAUUGAAUGCCUACCACGUUCCUGUGAUUUGCUGGCUUGUCUUUGUCACAGCAGAAUCUCGCCCUGCUAAGACCUCACAUGAGAGCAUCAAUAAAUCAGGCUUGAAGGAC